GAAAACUGGGAGUACAUGGGUGGAUUGUAGUGAAUGUGUGGGUAGUCUUAGCCUCCCCAAAUCUGCGGGGUCAAAUUUCCUAUAAUUCAGGACAACAUCUGCAUAAAUCACAGAAUGGUCAGCACGAGGAACAGCACUUUUUUCACAGAGAACGAGUGCCUUGCUGAAACAGUGCAGGGAGGAGGGAACAGGAGGAGGGCGGGAAUUAGAGACAGAGCUCAGCGUGUCAGGGAAGAUCUAAGCUCAGAACUGCAGAGAACUGUGAACCAGUGCCCAACCUGAGUCUUGUAUCAGUGGCCAACAUGGUGACCAGUUCCCUAGGACUGCUGUGUGCAAUCUAAUGAGCAACAGCCUGCUGGAGUAUAGAGCAGCUCAUCCUGCAUCUGGACUACAACCCCACUGCCUGGCAGAGUGCACAACAUAAUUAGCAGCCUGCUGGAACAAUUGUUUCUGUUUCCAUUAAUUGCAGGUUUGGGGAGAAUAUUUGCACGUUACAUUACUAUCGGGGACUGUCACUUCUCAUCAGUUGGAAUAAGCGAGGAUUCCUCUGGACUUCCCUGCUGCUUGUGUCACUCACUGGCAUUCGGCACAGAAUAGAGAAUACCACUAGCUGGGUAGCCCACAGCUGGGCACACAAAAAAGCUCACACCAAACCGACAAACAUGUUGGUAACAGGAGAGAACAGAAAGAAUGGAGAAAAGUCCCAGGGAUGUCAUAGGGGCAAGCUUGGAGGGGCACACGACUGGGUUAGGACUUUACCCAGUGUAUUGGCAUUUGUGUUCUCCCUUUUGUCCAUGGCAUCAUUUAUUUAUCUGAAUAUGAAAUCCAAUGACCUGCAGGGAAGGGUUUGGGCACUGCAGCAUGGCAAGUCUGGGAACAUUGCUUUCCAUAUGCCAGGAUUAUCUGUGGAUCAGCUUAACUCCAUCGUCCAGGAGAAAGUGGAUCAGCUCCUGUCCCAGAGGUCCUAUGAACACAUGGCAAAGCUCCGAAUCUCAAGAGAAGCACCAGCAGACUGCAACUGCCCAGCAGGCCCACCUGGACAGCGAGGAAAAAGGGGAAGAAGAGGUGAACCUGGACCUCCUGGUCCUCCUGGCCCAAAGGGAGACAAGGGUGAUCAAGGUGAUCAGGGACCUCGGAUGGUGUUUCCUAAGAUCAAUCAUGGCUUUCUCUCUGCUGAUCAGCAGCUAAUAAAACGCCGCCUCAUUAAGGGUGAUCAAGGACAAGCAGGAGCUCCAGGCCCACCAGGCCCACCAGGUCCACCGGGCCCUAGGGGUCCUCCAGGAGAUACUGGCAAAGAUGGCCCAAGGGGAUUGUCUGGAGUACCAGGGGAGACAGGGACACCAGGUGAACAAGGCUUAAUGGGUCCAAUGGGGCCUCCUGGACAAAAGGGGUCCAUUGGUGCACCUGGAAUUGCUGGAGUAGAUGGUCAAAAGGGAGAACAAGGAAACAUUGGGGCACCAGGAAUUGAUGGAGAACCUGGAAUGAAGGGUGAUCCAGGUGAACAAGGAGAUAAGGGUGAUCCCGGGGAAGGUGGCCCUAAAGGGGAAAUUGGAGCUAAGGGGGAUCCAGGAUCUUCUGCUGCAGGAAUAAAGGGUGAGCCAGGAGAACCUGGACGUUUUGGGCAGAAGGGUGAACCAGGGCUUCCUGGGCUUCCUGGACUUCCGGGGAUUAAGGGAGAGCCAGGAUUUCUAGGGCCUCAAGGAGAACCUGGAUUACCAGGCUUGCCAGGGACUAAGGGGGAACGGGGAGAAAUUGGCCCACCUGGAAGGGGAGAGAGGGGCAGUACCGGUGGACCUGGACCAAAGGGGGAACCAGGUGAAUCUGGAUCUAGAGGCCCAAAGGGGUCAAAGGGUGAUGCUGGAAGCAAAGGAGAUUCUGGCCCCAUUGGUCCUAGAGGGCCUCCAGGUCAAAAAGGGGAUCAAGGGGCUACUGAGAUUAUAGACUACAAUGGGAAUAUUCAGGAAGCCUUGCAGAGGAUUACAGCCAUUACUGUUACGGGACCGCCUGGACCACCUGGGCCACCUGGUUUGCCAGGAUCAAAGGGAGAUGGAGGUCCUGUUGGUCCUCCAGGAGUUGAUGGGGAGCAGGGCCCUAAAGGAUCAAAGGGUAACCAUGGUGAUUCUGGGACAUCGGGAGAGAAGGGAGGAAUUGGUCUCCCUGGUUUGCCGGGUGCAAAUGGAAUGAAAGGAGAGAAAGGAGAUCAUGGUUCCCCUGGGCCUCACGGAGCUUCUAUCAUCGGUCCCCCCGGACCUCCAGGGCCACAUGGCCCCCCUGGACCUAUGGGACCACACGGACUUACAGGGCCAAAGGGUGAACCAGGGGUAAAUGGUCUUAAAGGAUUGAGGGGUGAGCCAGGUCAAAAGGGUGAAAGAGGACCACUGGGUCUUCCAGGAGCAUCUGGCUUAGACGGAAAGCCAGGACCCAGGGGGAAUGAUGGCCCCAUUGGUCCUUCUGGCCCAGCUGGUCCAAAAGGAGACAGAGGAGAAAAAGGAGCUGUUGGGGAUCCAGGACCACGAGGACCUUAUGGUUUACCUGGCAAAGACGGAGAGCCUGGUCUAGACGGUUUUCCAGGUCCUCGUGGAGAAAAAGGUGACCCUGGAGAAAGGGGAGAAAAGGGGGAAAAGGGAAAGAAAGGCAAAAAAGGGCCUAAAGGGGAGAAAGGAGAACAGGGUGCCCCUGGAUUAGAUGCACCUUGCCCAUUGGGACCAGAUGGACUUCCAAUGCCUGGUUGUUGGCAAAAGUGAUGACUCUAACCAUGCAAGCAUGAAGUUGUAAAUAUUAAUUCAAACUAUGUAUUUAUAGUUGAAAAGAAAGAGAAUGGUUUCACCAAAAAUGUUUACAUGUACCUUCUACGUGUUCACGCGCACACCUUUUUUCACUUGCACAUGCUGUUUGGCAGUCAUAAAUACUGCUGUUUAAAACCUUCAAAAUCAUGGAAAAUAUACAAACAUAUGCCUGACAUGACUUUUUUUUACAUAAUGUGUAUAGCUCACAGGUGUUUUUUUUUCACAAAUAUUUUGUAAUCUGCCAUCUAAAAGAACAUUACAAACCAACAUUCAUGGAAAACAGUGACCAAAUAUUGUUAAUGGUGACCAAAUAUGGACAAACCCUAAUCCAAUCACAUUGAAGCUUACUUAGUUCCAUGAUUAUGCCAAACAGCACCGCUGAUUUGUGCCAUUGUAGCUGUAUGAAAAGACUAAAGACAUGCAUGACUUCUGUGUUCUAAUAUUUGCCAUUUGAUUAAACCUCACAUGCCAAAAGUAUGCUUGCCAUUAUAACCAAGCUUCUGAACACCUUCAUUUUGUCCGUUCUAAGGGAGUGACCCCAUGGCUUGUUGCCAAAAAGAGAUGAGAGAAAAUGAAGCAGCAGUGAAACAACUAAUAUAAUUUUGGAGCUGUAUGGCCAUAAUUGCAGGUCUUUGAUCUACUGAAUAAGACUUUGUAAUACUGAGGUUUAUUGACCUCGAUUGUCUUUGCCAACGGUGGUUCUAUGCUACCAAGGACUCCAGGAAGUAGAAGAGGACAUAUAUGGAAGAGAGGAUACAUCACAGUGCUUCACUAACGUGUGGAGGUGACUGAUGGAAACUGUGGUCUCUUUUUAAGUAAAUUGACAGAGAUGUUCCACUGAAAUGAAAAGCAUCUCAAAUGUAUCCAAAUGUAUCCAAUGACCGACUGUUCUUCACGCCGUUUAGGGAGACGUGACUAUGGCAUAUGGAAGUCUCAUCUCAAACUUGUAUGACAAGAAUAGGAAUCAAAAUUCUCUAUGAUUUAAUUUCUACAGCAAAAAAUACACACAAUGUGCAGAAGGGUCUUAGUUGACUUUGUGUUGAUUGCUUUCCAAUUGUUGACUAUUAAGGUGUUUUGCAUUAAUGGAAACUAUAACCACAGUAAACAUGAUAGAUGCCGAAAGGUAAACAGCUUUGCUCAUAAGUACUGUAAUUUAUUGACAGGCGCUAGCUUUUUUUUUGCCAUUUGUUCUAUGUUGACAUUCAGUGAUCCAUCUGAAUUGUCUAAACUUCUAAGUGCAGCACCUAUAACAAUUUAGCAAACAACUCCUCUAGUUGUCUCAGCACCGUUGUAACAGGUGUUUAAGAAUAAACUGCAGCUGCUAUCGGAAUUGUAGAUGAUGUAAUAUAUUCAGUUUUUGUUUUAAGUAUUAAUUGCUGUAAACUCAAAUCUUUUUUUUGUUCAUUUCUCAAGAGAGAUUGCUUACUCUGUUAAGUUAAUGUGCAAAAUGCUUGGAAAUGUUAAAUGCAUAUGUAAUUAUAAUUCCACACAAAUGCCAAAUGCAUUAACAAACACCAAGUAUAAUUAAAGAGUUGCCAGUGUAGGUGGUUAUCUGCUUAGGUAGGCUUUGCUGUUGGAUUAUACUUCCUUCCCUAUCAAUCACAAAGAAAGUUUCGGAUUGUGAUGAUAUAAAAUCUCAGCAUUCUGCAUGUGUUUUUAUGUUGUAUAUUCCAGUGUGUUUGUUCAUCAGUUUCUGCCAGAAGAAUAUAAGCUACCCCCCAUCAAAGAAAAAAAAAUCAAUUCAAUACAAUAUUUGCACCUAGUCAAUUAAAUAUAUUAUAAAGUCUCCUAAUGAACUGGUAUAGAAGCCAUGUAAUCUGGUUUAAAAUAUUCAGUCAUAUUUAUUCUAUUUGAACUAUGCAGAUGAUUUGCUCUGCCUAAAAGCUGGACACAUUUUUCUACAGUAGCAGUUCAAAUAUUUUUAUGCCCUUACACAUUAAUUCCAAGCAUACUUUUCUACAUUUCAUUUUUUUGGUGCUGUGUGUCUGUCAAUAUGAUGCAUUUAUGGCUUUAAAAUGAUAUUCAUUAAUAUUACUAGCAUUCCUCAUUUUUUUGAAUGAAAACAACAAAGCUGCCAUUUAUUUUUUGAGCAAUGGCAUAGUCCUUUAAUGUGUGUGCAAUUAAAAGAAACAAUAAGCUGAUGCUUUUUACGGUGUGUGGCAAAGUGGCAUUGAAAUUACUGUUGAUCCCCUUGAGCUUUACUUAUCCUUUAGUGAGGAUAUGCUUCAUUUCAUGCUUUUAUUAUUUCUUCAAGAUAUCAGCUUAAUUAUUUAACUCAACAUCAGUUUACGCUGGCCAUACUAUAUUUAUGACAGCCUUGAUGUGGUCAUGUUUAUUUCUUCACAAAGGUAGCAUUUUUUUAGCCUUUAGUACUGAAGAUAAUAGAACAUAUCAAAAGAGUAGAUCUUGCUUGUGUGGUUAUCUUUGUAAAUCUGUACACAGACAAAAAUAACUUCAGCAGACAAAUUUGCCUAAUGCUUACAAGUAUGUUGAGUUAGUGUGAAUCACUGGAGGAUUCAUUUAUAGAAAAUAUUGUACCAAGCAGUAAACUUUGCUUUAAAAUGGACUUCAAGAAUAAAAAUAGACAAGAUUACCAACGUUUCUAUAUUACGAAAUUGUUCUGGACCUGUACUCUUUUGACUUCAAUGGCAUAUUGUUCUAGAUAUUAAUACAAAAUUCCAUUUUGAAGCCAUAACAUCUUUGAAUUGGAUCUCUUUUGCAUAGAUUCUAAACAAAAAUUCCAUUUGUAUCCAGGCAGGCAGAACUGAUUCAUAUAAUCUGCCUGGUGCUGAUACUCUUCAGGUGCCUCCAUGUUGUGCAAGCUCAUAUUGUAAAAUACACAUCAUGAAGAUAAUAAUGACAAUAAAUAUGCAUAAAAUAAAUUACACACAAACUAAAUUAAAAAUGUAUUUAUAUUAAAAUAUAUUUAAUUUUGAUAAAAAGGUUGAUGAAGGAAAGAUAUUUAUAUACAAUUGGCUGAAAAUAGAUCACAUGUAAGAUUGCAUACUUUUUUGCCACUUUUUUAAAGUGACACUGACAUGUUACGUAAGUCUCAGUAUUGCUGGGAAAGAAUGGCCACUUAACUAACAAAUGCUGACAAUGUUCCUGAUACUACUGAUGGUCAGUCAGACACAUAUAAAAAAUAUAUUUACACUUGAAGAAGAAAUAUGCCCUGUUAUAGGUUACGUUUGUCUUACAUUAGUUAGUUGGACAGUUGGAAUAUAUAAUAUGGGAUCCAUAAUAUGGGAUCCAUAAAAUGAAGUUAUUCAAUCCUUCGGAAUUGUAUUGGAUACAAUAAUUUAAUACAAUUUGCUGUCCCUGUCCAAAUCACUUCAUAACGUAGGUAAGGGAAAGCACAGAGUAGUAAAUACAAUUUAGUUGAUUGUAUUCUGAUUACUACCCAAGCAGACCACGCCACAGUCCAUAAUAUUAAACUAACAGACCAAUAGACAUUAGUGGAUGUUAUAAACAUAUCUUUGAUUUCAACAAUUAAUUGAAAAUAAUAGAAAUUGGCCAUGCUGUGAGUAUGUGAAUGGAUCAGUCUGUAAGCAUUGGUUAAAGUGGCACAAGUAGACUAGAGCCCUCUUUUUUUGGCUCAAACACUGCAUUGUCCUUGUGUAUAUUUGCCAUGUUAGACACGCAAAGUCAUCUGCAGGCACACAGAGAAUGCUUACUGUAUAAGCUACUCGUUGUGCCAUAGUAUUAAUGACAUUACUUUAUGUGAGCAAUAGUGUUUAUCAUAUGGUCUUUCCACUGCAGUCUGCCACCAUGCUCUUACUUCGGUAGCUUAAUGACAAGAGCAGCCUUGCUUAUAAGAAUUAUAUCAAAUAGUAGGCUGAAUGAAACUGUAGUAGGCUGAUAUCACUGUAUGGGGUGUGAGUAACACAUUCAUAUUCUGUUGUUUUGUAGUUUAUUUUAUCUCUUUUAAUGAUCCAUAGUUGUUUUCAUUGAUUUGUGUUUCUUGAAUGGAAUGUUCCCCCCACCCUUAGGUCAAUGAGCUUAACAAGAGAAAAUAUACCACCCCUAAAAAUCAACCUUUAUUAAACCCUGCUUUUAAUUGCAGAUGCUGUUGGUGCAAUUUAUUUAACUAAUUGUAAGCAGAGGAUUUUACUCCACUGCCUUCCCUGAAAAACGACUGCAGGAUAUAAGAUAAUUGCAAACAGAAUUACAAUGGGUAAAUAAAUACAGCAAAGAAUAGAAACAGCAGUUGCAAAUUUUCCAUCUUCCAAAGCAACUCUGCAGUAUUUGAGCCCUGUUUUUUUGUGCUUGUAGUCUAGCUAGUUGCGCAGUAAAUAGAGAUUUUGCACCGAAUCCAGAAUUCGGUUCGGGAUUCUAUCAAGAUUUGGCCUUUUUCACCAGGAUUCAGAUUAGGCCGAGUCCAAGUGCUAGGCCAAACCGAAUCGAAUUCAAAAAAUCACGUGACUUUUUAUCACACAAACAAAAAUGUUUACCGCAUGCGGUUCUCUUUCCCCCCUCGUUUCCCUAAUUUACAUUUGCAAAUCAAGGUUCUGAUUUGGUUCUAUAAUAAAAUAGUGGAUUCGGUGCAUCCCUGGUAAUGAUUUAACAAAUACUCAAUUUCUUUUU
Xenopus laevis (African clawed frog) is the source of this 7370-nucleotide messenger RNA. It is a transcript of the gene col25a1.2.L, whose product is annotated as collagen alpha-1(XXV) chain. The coding region runs from base 663 to 2744 and encodes 693 amino acids. The record is from RefSeq and is a predicted model, not a curated record. The transcript is spliced from 38 exons. Lineage: Eukaryota; Metazoa; Chordata; Amphibia; Anura; Pipidae.